AUGGGCAACUUUACGGCCAAAAAUUCUCGGCAUGAUCCUGCAGAGAUAGAACCGGCGUCAAAUCGUCGACGAACAAGUUCCAAUACAAAACAUAUGUACAAUUCUUGUACCAUGUGCCUUUGUUCAUUUGGAAUACAAGAAGAACGUAUCCCUCUCGAAUGUAUCAAUUCGAAAUGCGCACGGUUGUACUGUUCUCAAUGCGUCAAAUUUGUACAAAUGCAUAAUGGAACUACGAAAAGAUUUCGCUGUAUGUAUUGUUUAUUGGAAUAUCCUCUGCAGAAAAUACCGGAGGAAAAUCAAACACUGAUCAAACAACUAUGGAAUAGUAUGUCAAUCAAAUAUGGUAUACGUUAUACAAGUCAUUUAUUAAAUAAACAGUUAACAGAGAAUAAUAUGAUUGAUCUUUGGUGUGAUAUCGAAUGUCGCCGACGUCAUUUAAUUAAUUUAAUUUCUACUCUCGAACGAUUUUCUCGAUGGGCGCAGAUCCAUCAGAUUACGAAUGAUACUCAUAUUAUGGCUGAGAAAUUGUUAGAUAUUGCUACGCGAAUGAAAGAGAAUCCUACGGAAAAUAUGCAUAGAUGUCAAAGCGAGUACAAAGAAGUGAUUUCCAUGUCCGAUCAGAAUAACAAUCAGGAGAGCAAUGAAAUUGGCUCCUGUUAUAUUCGGACAUGUGAACAUUUACUUGGUGAUAUAUCCGAUACAGAAUUUUAUCGAGCAUUUACCAAUACUCACGCGAAAAUGAUUGAAUGGAACAGUGCCUUGGCGUCGAGUGAUCAAUUUCAACCACAAGUCGCAGAUUUGUUUACUGCUAUUGAAACUGAUCUUGAAGAACAAUGGGUCAAUCAUCGUCACGGUAUCGUACGAGCUAAAAUUGGUAUCAUUGGCUAUACCUGCGUUGGAAAAAGCACCAUUCUCAAUCGUUUACUUGGUAUCGAAGAUCUUGCAAACGAAAUUUCAUCGCCAGUGCGCAGUAUAAAAAGUACUUAUUAUCAAUUACAAUUCGACCGAAAGGAACCUUUGAAAUCGCCGAAUAAUCUAUUGAAAACAACUGCUGUUACACUUGUAGAUAUUCAAGGUCAUGAUAAAGAUGUACCGACAGUUGACAAUCAAAUCACACCGGGCAAUUAUUUAGAUGAAAUUCGCAAAGCUGAUUGCGAUAUUUACGUAUUAGUUUUCGAUGAGAAACUUCGUUAUGAACAGCAUGGCUGGAUAACGUAUAUCGAAGAAACAUUGAAGAGGCAAUGUAUUUUAGUACGAUCCAAAAUUGAUAUUGACUUUUUAGCGAAAUAUCGUGAACGAUCAGGUUUGUUUUAUGGCAGCAGCACGGUAGCCGAACGAAAUUAUCACACAUCAGCAAUUCUCGAACAACUGCGAUUCGAUAAUCAAAUGGAAUCGCAUCGAAUCUAUUUGACGGCAGCUGAUUUCAUGCCAGCAAGUUCUGAUGCUGAAACUUUACUAAAAACGCUAUCGUUUGAUAUGAAAAUCUUAAUUGAUGAACUAGGUCACUUAGCAUGUGAUGCACGAAAUCGUCGUAUCCACUCAUUAGCCGUACGAGCCAUCGCUCGAGUAAUCAACGUAUGUUUUCGUCGUGGUUAUGUUCUAAAUGUCUUCAAUUACAAGAUCGGAGCUGGUCUAGCUGCUAUCGUACCCUUUGGCGAUCAGUUGCCACGUUACUUGGCAAGGGAUCAUAUUCGCCAAGCAUUCGGCAUCACCAAAGAUUUUCGUCAGUACUUAGUACAAUUUCGUUUGAGUAUUGACGAUGGCUGUUUGCAAACGUCAACGCUGGAGAACUGCGUAACGGCAACAAUGAUGAAAACGAGAGGAAAGAAUGGUUCAUUGGGAGCAGCUGUCGGCGGUGCUUUCAUGGCUGGUGCUCCAUUUUCCGAUGAUAUUAUCCGUGUAGCUGCGCCAACUGCAGUUGCUUUGACAGGUGGUGCUCGCAUUGCUCUAACAGCAAGUACAGCCGUCGUCGGUGUAGUUAUCUCUGCUGCUGUAUGCGCGUGGUCAGCUGUAAAUAGUGGCAAACAUAUAUUUAGUUAUGUAAAUCGCUUAUGCGAUGAUCUUAUUCUCGUCAGCAAUCCCUUAGUAACUGCAUUGAUUGACAUUAAUAGCAGAAAAGAUGAUCAAGCUAGCUGA
Adineta ricciae is the source of this 2136-nucleotide messenger RNA. Lineage: Eukaryota; Metazoa; Rotifera; Eurotatoria; Adinetida; Adinetidae. The record is from the annotation of a GenBank genome assembly.